Molecule: messenger RNA, 3777 nt
Organism: Microplitis demolitor
Lineage: Eukaryota; Metazoa; Arthropoda; Insecta; Hymenoptera; Braconidae
Product: Zinc finger, C2H2 type domain-containing protein-4
Exons: 2
Coding region: 356-2401 (681 amino acids)
Biological process (GO): regulation of transcription by RNA polymerase II; central nervous system development
Cellular component (GO): nucleus
Molecular function (GO): DNA-binding transcription factor activity, RNA polymerase II-specific; RNA polymerase II cis-regulatory region sequence-specific DNA binding
Source: RefSeq, a predicted model, not a curated record
AGCAAGAGAGAGGGAACCUGCCGGGUGUAUUAUUUUUUGGCGGUUUGAAUCAGUUGCACGCGGCGGCAGUGGCGAUUAAACAUACGCGAAGUAAGGUGGCGCGCUUGCGUUCUUACUCGUGUAACAGCAACACGAGUGUGUAUUAAAAUACAAUAGAGUAAGAGUAAGAGUACAAUUAAAAUAGUAAACUAACAAAAAAAUAUUCCAUAAGCUUAUCAAUGAUAAAUAAAAUAAAAGGGUCAUUUAUUAAAAUAAUAAUUAUUAAAAACAGUUAAUAACUUGCGUGCGAUCAACAAUAAUAAUAAAUAAGAGUUUAUUUUAUAAACUAGUGAGAUAAAAUAGCGUAGCUGUAGGGAUGGAGAUGCAUACGCCACAACGGGACACACGUUCAUCAGCCGACGCGAUGAUGCCGAGAAGCCCCUCGAUGUGCGAUACCAUGUUUUACCCCUGGAAUUGGGGCGAGGAAGCAAGAAAUGUUAACCUCAGUCCAGGAAGUUCGUGUUCCUCCCCGGAGUAUCGGGAUCAUCAUCACCACGGCGGUGUCGGCGGAUCCAUAAAAGCCGGCGUCGCACCUGGCAAUAGAUCUGCCAGUGAAAGUCAUCGACGAGGUAGACCUCGUGCCGAUGCUCUGACGAAUCUCAUGAUGCAGGGCAGCACGUCGCCAAGCAGCAUCAAGUGUACCUUCUGCAACCGGGUCUUUCCGCGUGAAAAAAGUCUCCAAGCUCAUCUGCGCACUCAUACUGGGGAAAGACCGUACCCGUGUGAUUACCCGGGAUGUACGAAAGCAUUUACGCAGUCAGGGCAACUAAAAACGCACCAGCGAUUACACACUGGGGAAAAACCUUUUUUAUGCACGGGGCCUGGAUGUGAGAUGAGAUUCACGCAUGCAAAUCGUCACUGUCCGGACCAUCCGUAUGCGACACUUACGCGUUCUGAUGAUUUUGUACUGAAACCUGUAUCCGGUAACACGGAACUGCCGCAUGACGUUACGAGGUGGCUGGAGAGAUACAAAAUGGCACGAGACCGAGAAGACCGGACACCCACGGGGAAAGACCGCAAGAAAAAAUCGUGGAAGAGUUGCUCUGAUUACAAAAGAUUGAAGUCAAGGAAGGGAUUGAUGAUGGACGCGGGCGAGCAGGAAAACAGAGACUGCAAGUCGCCGAAUCAGAGGAUUUACUGCAGUGAGAGUCAGGACAGUCAGGAAGAGAGUCAGGAUGAUGAGGCUGCUGAAAUCUGUGUUCUUAAUCACUCGGAAGACGAAGAGUCAGCGACCACCACCGCAACAAAACUAUCAGUUACUCCAGUGCGCCCUAUGUUCGAUAGACUGCAGCCGAAGAAACGGUGGCUACGUGAAGCUUGCCGUGAACAGCUCGCGAGACCUCUCGAGUGGGACUCACAGCCCAAGAAAUUAAUUGUCGACGAAAGUGAAACGCGCAUUGAAACAACUCCGCCAGCUCCAGCGAGAAAUGUCUCUUGCAUCCGUAAUUUGAGCGAAGAGGUGGCUUUUCAUUCUCUUGCGCCUGAUAAAAAUUGUGAUGAUGAACUUGCCAAUGAGAAAGAUCCAUUCGAGAGACCUCCAUGGCAAUCGAUGUCACCCAAAGCUAGAUCAGACAGAGUUGGGAUAAAUGUUGCUAAGGAACUGGUGUUCGAUGACACUCAGGAGCCUCAAAAUCACUGGAACCAUCACUCAUCUAUUCAAUCUAUUAAUAGUAACAAAGUGCCAUUGUCCAAUGAGCUCUGCUGCAGCAGCUUAGCUGAUGAUUUAUCAGACAGAAAUAAUUUAAACGCAACAGAUUUAUCGUGGAGCCGUGAUACCAGUCGUGAUCUUCAAUGUAGUCUAGCAAACAAUAAUUUAAAUGAUAUUAAUUUAAGUGCUACUGAUUUAUCCUGGAGUAGUAGGGAUACCAGCCGUGAUCUUCAAUGUAGUUUAGCUGAUAAUAAUUUAAUUAAAAUUAAUGAUAAUCAAAGUGCUACCGAUUUAUCACUGUCAUGGAGCAGAGAUACUUUGCGUGAUAAUUCUCAGGGUUACGAUCAACUGUCUCGUUUACCUCAGCCAAUCAGACCCGAUGACGAUCUCACCAAAACAACUAGAUCGGACAACGGAACCAGACCAACUGUGUUGAUGCUCGCUGGCAGCCUUUCUCAUCAAGAUUCUCGUGGUAUCGUUCAAAGAGUCAACUAUAAUAAUAAUAUUAAUAACAUUGGGGUUGAAAAAUUGCCAGUAAAGCAAAACGAUGGAGUUACAAAAGCACCUGAAGACAAUAAAAAGUGGAUGGGCGCCCUUGCAUUGAUGGAACUCGCCACGACUCAAGAAGAAGCUGCCAGGGCAAAAGCCAUCGGGUCUAUUGACACCAGAGAAUUGAUGGCAGUACACUCUGACUUUAAGUAUACUCAACUUUAGACUGUGAUUUACGUAACUAAGCUCAUUAUUUGAUACAUUGAUAAGCAAGGUUGAUAUAUGUUAUUAUUAUUAUAAAUAUAUAUAUAUAUAUUUUUUUUUUCAUCCAUUGUCUUGUUAAUCGUGUUUAAAUUUAUGUUACUUCCAAAGAGUGAUUGAUUAUUUUCUUAGUUACAACUCGUGGAUUAAUUAUUUAAUUAUUUUUGUACAUAUUAAUUAGUAGUUAGUAACAAAUAAUUUUUUCUCAUGUUGAUCAUUUUUUAAUUGAUUAAUUAAACCGCGUUAUUAAUUACAAAAAAACAUAUUUAUAUACGCCCUUUUGACUUUAGUCACUAAGUUUAAAACCAAAAGAGCGUCAAGUUUUUUUUUCAAUGCCAAUUGUUUUGUAAAUUAAUAAAAAAAAAAAAAAUUCAGCUUUAGAAAAAGUCUACAAUAUAAUUAGCAAUUUAAAAAAAAUACGAUACUAGAGUUAGCCGAUGUUUAAUAAUUUUUGAAUUUUUUUUUAAGCGAUAAAUUGUAAAAAAAAAAAUAUUUGAAAAAUUGCACCUCUAGCUUUUUUAACUCUCUACAUGUGCAUAUUUUUAUUUUUUUGUAAUUUCUGCGUUGAAAAAAAAUUCAAAAAUUAAUAAUUGUCUGCUGACUUCAGAAUCGUGAACUUUUGAUUUUAACUUUAAAGACUAAAGCCAAAAGGGCGUAUAAAAAUAUAAGUCUUUUUGAAAUUAAUGAUGUUAAAUGAUAGUAGAAGAUUUAAGUUUAAUUAUGAAGCUUCCAUAAUUUAUAAUUACAGAUGGCUGUUGAUAAUAAGUUUAAUUACGUGUGAUAACUGAAAAUAAUUAUGGAGAAAAAAUUAAGUUUCUUUAUUAUUUUUUUUUUUUGCUUAAGUACGAUAGUGUAUGAUGGUAUAUUUUAAAUAAAAUAUCUAGCGUAUAUUUUUCUAUUUCUAAAGUAUUCGGACUGUUAUUUUUAGAAAUUGAAAAAUUUAAAGCUUUGAUGUUAAGAACGAUACGAAGGGAUUAACGGCUGGAUUUUAGUUGUUCUGGAAUUUUAUUUUGAAUUUAAUUAAAUAUUUCUUUAAAUAAACACACAGAUAAAUGGCUUAUUUGUUAUCGUAUUUAAUUUUUAAAUUUAAAUAAAAUUUCAGGCCAACAAAAAUAGAUAAUUGCUAGAGAACUUUAAAAUUAAGUUUAAUAAAAUAAAAUAAAUCAAAAUUACUAUAUAUUUAAAAUCAAAAGCAUGAAUUUAAAUUAUUUAUAACUUUAAAUUAUUUUUUGAUUUAAUGCAUGAAAAAAUAACCGAACAAAAUUAAUAUAUUUUUACAUUUAAUUUAGUGCCUUUAAUUCAAAUAUUAUCGUACUUGUCAACUGUGUACAUUUUUUUUU